Necator americanus (New World hookworm) is the source of this 405-nucleotide messenger RNA. RefSeq lists its product as uncharacterized. NCBI's taxonomy places the organism in Eukaryota, Metazoa, Nematoda, Chromadorea, Rhabditida, Ancylostomatidae. The transcript has a single exon. The coding region runs from base 1 to 405 and encodes 134 amino acids. The record is from RefSeq and is a predicted model, not a curated record.
AUGCGCAGAUAUUCCAAAAAAGCUGUUGUUGUUGUCCAACACACUCUUAAAACCAGAGGGAGCGCGGAAUCUUUGCUAACAACUCUCCGUUUCGUGAACGCUGAACUGUUUGACCUUGUAGACCUGAGGUACUGCUCGACUCAAUUGAUGUCGAUAGGAAUUUCACGCGAGAUGCCAAGUCCAGUUCCAGAAAUAUGGAGCAGUGACGAAUGGAUGGAUUCUGUGCGAGCUCUUGCUGUAGAUCGAGAAGGUUUGGACAGAGCUGUGUUCGAGGACAACAGGAAAAAAUGUGGACAAGCGCAUCAAGCAAUAGUGUCAGCCCGCCGAUUAUGUCAGGUACGUCUAAUUCCCACUUUUACAUAUGUGGAGAAUACUAUAAAAAUUAGUCCUUCUCUUAACGAGUAG